This is a messenger RNA of Phytophthora infestans T30-4, 3594 nucleotides long. RefSeq lists its product as uncharacterized. The record is from RefSeq and is a predicted model, not a curated record. Gene Ontology annotation, molecular function: protein binding. The coding region runs from base 1 to 3594 and encodes 1197 amino acids. NCBI's taxonomy places the organism in Eukaryota, Oomycota, Peronosporomycetes, Peronosporales, Peronosporaceae. The transcript is spliced from 11 exons.
AUGGGCAACGAGCAGUCCACGGCCAAUGGCGCGCGCGGGGACGGCGUGCCCUUUGUUUGUUGGCAACGUAGCUCCAAGUCGCAGCCUACCGGGGACAUCGACGCAAAGAACAGCGCGUCCGUGACAACCAGCAGCUACCAUUUCGCAGAGCCCUCCAGCUACCGCUACGAUCGCGCGCCACGAGUGUUGCCUGGCAACGCCGUGUUUACAAACCCGCCUAAAGCCGAUGGAGAGCUCAGGAACAAGACGGAGCUGCUAGGAAACAUCGCAGUAGUCGAACGAGGCGGCCGCGUACAUUUCCCGGAUAUUGUGCGGCGACUACUGGCUGUUGGCGUCACAGGCAUCGUUUUCAUCGAGAGGACGGACAACAGGCACGCGAUUCAAUCGUUAUUCGACGGAUUUCACUCGUCUGGACGCCAGCGUGUAUCCAUCCCCAUCGUGCUGCUGUCUAAGUAUCACGCAGACCAAUUACUGGCAGAUAAACCGCCUCGAAUCUCAAUCGAGCUGCUCUGGAGAGAACAGGCGUGUAGGCACGUGGUACCGGACGAUGUGUACUUUGGAGUACAGACUGCAGCACGAGCUGGCGACGUGGAACUUCUAAGACACUUGCUGGAAAUCGACACGACAGGAAAUGUGGUGGAUAAUAUCCCGAAAGCAGUGGCUUUGUGUGACGCCGCGGAAAACGGACAUGUGGAUUGUAUUGAGAUUUUGCACAGUCUUGGCGUCUCCAUGGACGAGCAAAAGCCGACGGGUGUAUCGCCGCUUAUGAUGGCGUGUUCUGUCGGAAAUGUGGAAGCAGCGCGAGCAUUGUUGAUGUUUGGAGCUAGUCUCGACUUGGAAGAUGUACAUGGUAUGACGGCGCUGAUGGUUGCUGCACGUGAUGGUCGUGCGAAUUGCGUGAGACUGCUGGUCAAGAAGGGAGCAAGAAUUAACCUAUCCAGAAAUCGAAGCCGUGGUACAACAGCGCUGCAUAUCGCUGCUCGUGGUGGUCUGGAAGAGUGCUGCUCGAUUUUGUUGCACGGGGGUGCGGAGCUUGAAAUACAAAGUCCGAACUCAACAACGGCUUUGAUGGAAGCUGCACGUGCGGGAAAUCUAGGUUGUGUGAAAGUUCUUGUCGAGGCUGGAGCUAGUCUGAUCGCAAAGGAUCGCGAUGGCCACACAGCUGAGCACCUGGCACGUAUGGCUGGAUAUACCGAUAUUGAAGACUACUUGCGGGAGCAAGCGGAGAGUGAAUCCGUCAAGAAUCAUCGUCGCAAAAUUGAGGAAACGGUUGCCAAGCUAAACUCGACGCUACGGGAUUUGUUGGAAAUUGCAAAAAGCAGCCAAAUGUCAGUUGACAUUUUGUACCGAGAGAUGAUACGUGAGCACAAGUCGAGCAUUUGGCUGGAACAGCCUCGGAUUAUUUAUGAAGUGUUUCGCUUGCUCACGGUUCCUGUCUCGUCGCCCGACUCUGAUCCUGCGGAUGAUCCCACCUACGGCAAAUACACUGUCCAGCAUUUCUGCAGUGAGGUCGCUGUAUGGUACACACCAAAGAUUUUUCAGAAGGGCUACAAGCCAGGUGGUGCUGGCUGGACACUAAACAUUGGGGACGCGUACGAUAUCAAGACUUCGUCCGGGUACCUGAAGGUGCUUUUCAACUUCGUAUGUACUGCGGAUCCGCUGGACGAUGUGCUGUUGGUGCUCUUCUGCAAGGUCGUCAAUCACUUGAUCGUGAACCAAAAUCUUGGAGAGCUGAUGUGGCGCUUCCUUGCUGACGAAGGGCAAUUUAUCGUUCCUUGGCUGGUGUGUCACAUUGGACUAGAUUCCAUUCGCGAUACUGUCGUGUGGUUAUUGUACUCGGACAUGUCGGAGGCUGGUCAACUCAACGUGCGGAAGAGUGGUAUAUUCGACUGCUUGUUUGCUCGGCUGUAUUCGUGGCAGCGAACGCUUGGCUGGGGUGUGGGGACAGCAUUUCAGCGAGAUUCCAUCGAGAACAUUUGCUCGCUGAUCAACUAUAUCAUUUACCCACCUUCGGUGUACAUCAUGAACAACGUGGCUACCUUCGUGGAGAACACAGACCACUCGCUGCCGUUGAUUACAGACCAGCACUUCCCUCUGCACCAUAACGAGCUGUUUAAGUCGCUGUUGAUCUUCCUACUCAACACAACCGAUGUCUCGUUCGGAACUUUGAUCGAUUUGGGCUUUGCGGAGGUUUGUCGUCAGUGUUCUCAAGGAUCAAAGUCGCUUGUUGUUCGUGAGGGCGGUGCUUUGUCCAUCGUUAUGAUGUUGAUGAGCACUCUCGGCUACCACAAGAAGAAACGUGAUGUUACGGGGAUUGAUGGGCUCUUGAAGUCGGUCUACGUGUCUGUUUUAACCGCUUUGAUCCCUCGAGUGGAGAAGUUUGUGAAGCUGUGUCGGGCAGUGGUUACGUCGGAUGUGAAUGCGCUCCAUCAGAAGCGGCUGCCGUCGUCUCCGUUGCUGAACAGCCUUUUCAUUGAGGGAGCGAAUAUCCUGGACUUUGUCAUAUGUGCGUACGACGAGCAAGUGCAGUACAAGGGCCACAUGACGACAAUCGCUAACAGUAUUUUCACGCUAACAAAGAGUGGAUCCGUGGCAAUCACAUGUCAAGAUGUCGUGCGGCAGUAUACGUCGCAGCACGAAAAGUGGGUGAAGUUUGAGCAAGUUCUGGCGGAGCAGAACCGUGUUGAGAUGUUGCCACUUGGUCAGCGCAAUGCGCCGCUGUGUCACGGUUGCUUGAAGCUAAAGCAAAGCGCAGUUGAGUAUGUGGCGACAACCCUUACGAAUGCUGAGGUCGACGAGUACACUGGCUACUUAGAGACUAUUUUCUCGGGCGCUGCGAGUCAUUACUGCAAGGUCACGUACACGGACGAGUUCAUCACGGGCUUCAUGUACAAGAAGGACAAGAUCCACGACCAUAUUCCUAUUCCGGAGCCCACUCGUGUGAGCUCUUUUAUUCAGUUCCCUGUGCCCAUGCCAUUCCACGCGCUCACGUUCACGAUCACAUUCUUUGGAUUGUGCCAAGUGUGCGAUAAACUUUGGUACUGUGACACGCUUCAAAGUGCUAACUGGACGAAUCGUAUGAAGUGGGUCAUCCCCACGUCGGUCCGAAAGUGGUACAGUUUCGGUGUGACUGAGGGUCCUGGUAGUGGUGCACAUGGCUUGCAGUUCUCAUCGAAGGGCUACAAGAACUUUAUUGUGCUCACAGACACUUGGGGUCGCCAGGAGCAGUGGAUGCAUGCGAUUGAAGAUGCUAUCCACAGUCUGGCCACUCAAAUGGCGCGAGGAAACACUGAAAGUGCGAUGGCUAUUGAGAUUGAUAACGAAGUCGACGCCGAGGAGUUUGACGUGAUGCGGAUGCGAGAAAUUACGGCUGGUUCGGGUGGCACUGUAGGCGCAUCCACUCAUGUUGGAAGUGCCCCUAAGAGUGACUCCAGCACUCGAAGCUCGCGUGUGGCGGACGAAGAUGAAAGUGGACGCCGUCGAAGCAACACGAUGUCGUCACUUGAAAGUGAAUCCGGCGAGUUUAAAGACGACGAGGACCAAAGCAGCGACACCUCGUCACCCUCGAAUGAACUGUCGAUGCCUUCUGUGUAG